Myotis davidii is the source of this 3789-nucleotide messenger RNA. RefSeq names its product aldehyde oxidase 2-like. The transcript is spliced from 33 exons. Lineage: Eukaryota; Metazoa; Chordata; Mammalia; Chiroptera; Vespertilionidae. The record is from RefSeq and is a predicted model, not a curated record. Bases 1 to 3789 code for a protein of 1262 amino acids. Gene Ontology annotation, molecular function: iron ion binding; 2 iron, 2 sulfur cluster binding; oxidoreductase activity.
AUGGCAGCCACAGGUCCACCCGGGCAUCUUUUCCUUGACCACCUCCCUCCAGUAGGUCUCACAGGAACCAAGUACGCCUGCGGCAGAGGGAGCUGCGGCGCCUGUACCGUGAUGGUGUCCAAGUGUGACCCUGUGUCCAAGAAGAUAAGACACUUCUCCAUCACCGCAUGCCUGAUGCCCAUCUGCUCUCUCUACGGAGCUGCUGUCACCACUGUGGAAGGUGUGGGAAGCAUCAAAACCAAGCUUCACCCUGUGCAGGAGAGGAUCGCCAAGAGCCACGGCACCCAGUGUGGAUUCUGCACCCCUGGGAUGGUGAUGUCCAUGUACACACUGCUCAGGAACCACCCACAGCCCUCAGAGGAGCAGCUCAUGGAAGCCCUGGGAGGCAAUCUGUGCCGCUGCACUGGGUACCGGCCAAUUCUCGAGAGUGGAAAGACCUUCUGCAUGGAGUUGAACGGCUGUCAGCAGAAGGGAGCAGGAGGAUGCUGCUUGGCUCAGGGAGAAGAGGAUUCUUCCUCACUCGGCAGGAGCAGCGAUAUUUCCACAGAGUUAUUUGCGAAAGACGAGUUCCAGCCCUUGGACCCUACUCAGGAGCUCAUAUUCCCCCCAGAACUCUUGAGACUGGCAGAGAACCCAGAAGAAAGAACCCUGACCUUUCGUGGAGAAAGGGUCACCUGGAUCUCCCCUGGGACCCUCAAGGAUCUCCUGGAGCUGAAAGCGAAGCACCCGGAAGCGCCUCUCGUCCUGGGCAACACCUCACUGGGACCUGCAAUGAAAUCUCAAGGACAUGUUCACCCAAUUCUCCUCUCUCCUGCGAGGAUUUCAGAGCUGAGUAUGGUGUCUACAACAAGUGAGGGACUCAGCAUAGGCGCCGGCUGCAGCCUGGCCCAGGUGAAGGACGUCUUGGCUGAGAGGGUGUCCGAGCUCCCAGAGGAGAAAACGCAGACCUACCGAGCCCUCCUGAAGCACCUGAAGAGCCUGGCGGGCCAGCAGAUCCGGAACAUGGCGUCCUUAGGGGGACAUAUCAUCAGUCGGCACUGCUACUCGGAUCUGAACCCAAUCCUGGCUGUGGGCAACGCUACCCUCAAUCUGAUAUCCUCAGGCGGCGCCCGGCAGGUUCCGCUAAGCGAGCACUUUCUUGCCGGGUUGGCGAGUGCAGACCUCAGGCCGGAGGAGGUUCUGGAAUCUGUGCACAUCCCUCACUCUCAAAAGGGGGAGCUGGUGUCGGCCUUCCGACAGGCGCAGUGCCAGCACAACGCCUGGGCCCACGUGAACGCGGGCAUGCGGGUCCUCCUCAAGGGGGGCACCGACACCAUCGAGGACCUGAACAUCGCCUUCGGGGGACUCGGGGCAGCCACCGUCAGCGCCCACCAAUCCUGCCAGCAGCUCCGAGGGAGGCGCUGGAACGAGCUGAUGCUGGACGAGGCCUGCCGGCUGCUCCUGGACGAAGUCUCCCUCCCAGGCUCGGCUCCGGGGGGCAGGGUGGAAUUCAAGAGGACUCUGAUGGUCAGCUUCCUCUUCAAGUUCUACCUGCAAGUGCUGCAGACACUGAAGCCGCUGGCAGAGCGGCCCUCUGCACCUGACGGCCUUCGAUAUCCUGACGUCUCAGACCCGUUCCUUAGUGGGCUGGAAGAUUUCUCGGUCACAGUGCCCCAGGGAGUCCAGAGGUACCAGAGAUCCUGCUUUGGGCUUAGAUUUUGGUCCCUCACCCUCAGGAAUUACAUCACUUUAGCCUUCAUCAUCAUGAUCCCUUUACAUGUGAACAGAUCAAUUGAUUUGUCCAAGGCCCUUGAAUUGCCCGGGGUGGUUGAUGUGAUAACAGCUGAAGACAUUCCAGGCACCAAUGGUACUGAAGAUGAGAAAUUGUUGGCUGUAGAUGAGGUACUUUGUGUGGGUCAAAUCAUCUGUGCUGUGGCUGCAGAGACAGAUGUACAGGCGAAACGUGCAAUUGAAGAGAUAAAGGUCACCUAUGAAGAUCUGGAGCCCGUAAUCGUCACCAUCGAGGAUGCCAUAAAACACAACUCAUUCCUAUGCCCUGAGAAGAAACUUGAACAAGGAAACAUUGAGGAAGCAUUUGAAAAAGUCGAUCAAAUUGUUGAAGGAGAGGUCCAUGUUGGAGGACAGGAACACUUUUACAUGGAAACACAAAGAGUGCUUGUUAUUCCAAAGACAGAGAAAACAGUGUCUUCUACUUUAAACAUCCCAAGCAACAGGAUCACCUGUCAUGUGAAACGAGUGGGUGGAGGUUUUGGCGGGAAAGUAGGAAAAUCAGCUGUGUUCGGAGCUAUUGCAGCUGUGGGUGCCAUCAAAACUGGUCACCCUGUUCGUCUUGUUCUUGAUCGUGAAGAUGACAUGUUAAUAACUGGGGGAAGACACCCAUUAUUUGGAAAAUAUAAAGUGGGAUUCAUGAACAACGGGCGGAUCAAAGCUCUAGACAUUGAGUGCUUCAUUAACGGAGGGUGCACACUGGACGACUCGGAGCAGGUAACAGAAUUCCUUGUACUAAAACUGGAAAAUGCAUAUAAAGUCCGAAACCUCAGGUUCCGGGGCCGUGCCUGUAUGACCAACUUACCAUCCAACACGGCCUUUCGCGGAUACGGCUUCCCACAAGGAACCCUGGUAACAGAAUCUUGCAUCACAGCUGUGGCAGCCAAAUGUGGCCUUCUGCCAGAGAAGGUUAGGGAGAAAAACAUGUACAAAACUGUGGAUAAAACCAUCUACAAACAAGCCUUCAGCCCCGAGAACCUGAUACGAUGUUGGGACGAAUGUCUGGACAAGUCUUCCUUUGGCAGCAGAAGAAAGCAAGUGGAAGCAUUUAAUAAGAAGAAUUACUGGAAGAAGAAAGGACUUGCCAUUAUCCCCAUGAAGUUUUCAGUCGGCUUUGGUGCCACUAGCUACCAUCAGGCAGCUGCACUGGUUCACAUCUACACAGACGGGUCUGUAUUGGUCACACACGGAGGCAACGAACUGGGACAAGGUAUUCACACCAAAAUGCUACAGGUGGCCAGCCGUGAAUUAAAAAUACCCAUGUCUUACAUGCACAUCUGUGAGACAAGUACAGCUACGGUGCCUAAUACAAUUGCUACAGCUGCCUCCAUCGGUUCAGAUGUCAAUGGCAGAGCCGUGCAGAAUGCUUGUCAGAUCCUUCUGAAACGCCUUGAGCCCAUCAUUAAGAAAAAUCCAGAAGGUUCCUGGGAAGACUGGGUAAAAGCUGCUUUUGAACAAAGAAUCAGUCUCUCAGCCACAGGAUACUUCAGGGGCUACAAGGCCUUCAUGGACUGGGAGAAGGGGGAGGGAGACCCGUUUCCUUACUAUGUCUACGGAGCAGCCUGCUCUGAGGUGGAAAUCGACUGCCUGACAGGAGCCCACAAGAAAAUCAGAACAGACAUUGUCAUGGAUGCGUGUUGCAGCCUGAACCCAGCCAUUGAUAUCGGGCAGGUCGAAGGUGCGUUUAUCCAGGGCAUGGGCCUUUACACCACUGAAGAGCUGAAAUAUUCCCCGGAAGGUGUCCUGUACUCGCGAGGCCCAGAUGACUACAAAAUUCCAACCAUCACGGACGUCCCAGAGGAGUUCAAUGUCUCCUUGUUGCCGGCAUCCCAAACCCCACUAAACAUCUAUUCCUCCAAGGGCCUGGGGGAGUCCGGAAUGUUCCUGGGGUCAUCUGUAUUCUUUGCCAUCACUGAUGCUGUGGCCGCCGCACGCAGAGAGAGAGACAGGAACAUUUGGCAGUGCCUGGAGACAUUCCUGGUUGUCACAACCAUGGAGGAAGAUGCUGCUUCUAGUGGGUAG